GUGGCCAUGUCUACGCUACCACUCCGUCGUCUUGGGAAAAAUGGUCCUCAGGUAUCCGCCAUAGGCUUUGGCGCCAUGGGGCUAAGCGUCUCAUACGGCAAGGUUGACGAAAACAGCUCACGUUUCGAGGUUCUAGACAAGGCCUUGGAGUUGGGAACAACAUUCUGGGAUACCUCCGAUGUGUAUGGAGAUAGUGAGGAUCUUCUACGGUUGUGGUUUGAACGCACAGGAAACCGUGAGAGAAUAUUCCUCGCCACUAAGUUCGCAGUUACCAAAGAUGCAGACGGCAAGGCUACGGUCAGGUCUGAUGCGAGCUAUGUUAAGCAAGCUUGCGAUAAGAGCUUGAAGAGGCUUGGAGUUGAAAGGAUCGAUCUUUACUAUUGCCAUCGUAUGGAUAAGACUACACCAAUUGAGAAGACAGUCGCAGCGAUGGCCGAACUCAAGAAGCAGGGCAAAAUUGGAGCGAUAGGCUUGAGUGAAGUUUCCGCUGCUACCAUUCGGCGUGCGGAAAAGUUCCACCAUAUCGAUGCGGUACAACUUGAGUACAGUCCCUUCAUGCUGGACAUCGAGUCGCCUGAAAUAUAUGUAUUGCGUACCUGCCGGGAACUAAGCAUUGCAAUAAUUGCCUACAGUCCUCUCGGAAGAGGCUUUUUAAAUGGUCAAGUCAAGUCACCGGAUGACUUUGAAGAAGGCGAUUUCAGAAAACAUGCACCAAGAUACAGCAAAGAGAACUUCCCGAAGAAUUUACGCCUCGUGGAGAAUCUUCAGAAACUUGCAAUAGAGAAGGAGUGCAUUCCUGGACAACUAACUCUGGCGUGGAUUCUUGCUCAAGGCGAGGAUGUUAUCCCGAUUCCUGGAACGAAGAAGGUGAAAUAUUUGGAAGAGAACGUCAACGCAGCCAAGAUCAAACUGUCGCAUACCGAGAUUCAGAACAUCCGAGCUGAGAUUGAAAAGGUCGAAGUCGUGGGCGACAGGUAUCCCGCAUUCUUUCAACAGUACAGCUUUGGAGACACUCCGCCUCUCAGGGAGACAUGAGGCCGGUAUAAAACGGCGGAGAUUGUCCUCUGGAGGGUAUAUUCGUGUCAUCUCUUUAGGGCCAAAGUACGUAGUGGCAUAUCCGUGUGCCCGAACUCAGAUGAGUUGGUGUUGAGCUUUUCAAAUGGCUCGUUGAUAUAUACAUCUACUAGCAUACCCACCCGCCGUCAAUAACUUGUACAGUACCAGUGAUAUAUUGCGUCUCAUCACAGAGCAACCACGUAAUCAACGACGCAACUUCCUGUGACUCUCCUUUUCUCAUGAUCUGACAUUUCCAAACUUGCUCUCCACCUCUUGCAGCCACGGAUUUCUGCUGCAUUGGACCCUCAAUCAUGCCA
Mytilinidion resinicola is the source of this 1373-nucleotide messenger RNA. Its product is annotated as Aldo/keto reductase. Lineage: Eukaryota; Fungi; Ascomycota; Dothideomycetes; Mytilinidiales; Mytilinidiaceae. The transcript has 4 exons. The record is from RefSeq and is a predicted model, not a curated record. The coding region runs from base 7 to 1035 and encodes 342 amino acids. Gene Ontology annotation, cellular component: cytoplasm.